CAGUGGCCUGGAUUUCUCCCCGCAUUUCUUUCUGGGAGGCGAACAGCAAGACAGGCAUUUGAGAUUCUAUAUAGCGGGAGAAUAUAGUGUUGGCAAUGCUCUUUCAACCUCCAACAUUCCUCGACAUGCAGUUAUGAUUUUGUGGAAUUGACAACAAAGAACAGUGGAUUGGAGAAGGAUUGAGAUAUCAGUACAAAGAAACUAAGAGAGUCACCUACUCCAAGCAGUGUAGAGGGGGAAACCAACUACUGCAGCGCCAUGGCUGACCCAAUAAAGCUGGCUGACCCAAAGCUGGCUGAACUAAGAGACGGCAUGGCAGAUUUUACAGUUCAGACGGCCAAGCACUCCAACUCUCCAGUCUCCUCCACUCCCCUGCGGCCGCCCAGCGAACAGCAGUCCAAGGACCGGGCCUCCAAAAGGCUUUCCUCCGAGUCCAACGGGACCAGCGAGGGUGGGGCAGGGUCGCGGACGCCCGUGGAGAUAACCGCACUGGAGGAGUCGUUCCGGCGCUUCGCCAUCCACGGCGACACACGUGCCACAGGAAAGGACAUGCAUGGCAAGAACUGGUCCAAGCUGUGCAAGGACUGUGGCGUCAUCGACGGAAAAACUGUCACCCUCACGGACGUGGAUAUCGUCUUCACUAAAGUCAAGAAGAAAUCCUGUCGCACCAUCACGUUUGACGAGUUCAAGGCAGCGGUGGGAGAGCUGGCCAGCAAGAGAUUCAAGGAGAAAACGGGAGAGGAGGCGGAGGGGGAGGUCUUCAGGAUGAUUGAGGGGAAGAAACCGGUCAUUAAAGGAGUCACGAGAGCGGUGGCUUCUCCCACCGUGUCUCGUCUGACGGACACGACCAAGUUCACUGGGUCACACAAGGAGCGCUUUGACGAGAGUGGCCGUGGGAAGGGGAAGGCAGGUCGCGUGGACAUGGUGGACACAUCCGGGUACGUCGCAGGAUACAAACACCUCGGGUCAUAUGAGAAGAAAGUCACCAAGCCCACCGGGCCCCCUGGAGCCGGGCCCCCUGGAGGAGGGCCCCCUGGAGCCGGGCACUCUGGAGGAGGGCCCCCUGGAGCCGGGCCCCCUGGAGCCGGGCCCCCUAGAGCCGGGCCCCCUGGAGCCAAACCAGUGUGAAGAAAGUAGAAACAAACAGAAACAUAAGACCAACUACUAGGGUAAUAAUUUUCUAAAGAAAGAACUCCAUGAAAGCACAACAAAAAGAUAGGAUUUCAUAUGUUCUCACCCAUCUUGUUUUCUUUUCGCCAGUGGGAUGUUUUGAGUUCCUGUCUUUUUUGUUAUGUGUGAGAACUGGAAAACUGUUUACAUCCAUUUUUACAGCUGGUACAUUCCUGACAGAUCGCAAGUUACUGCCAAAUGUUCACAUGAACCCACCAACCAACAAGGGAAACAACUGUUUUGCUCUGCAUUUUUUUGAAACCUCUUCAUGAUGAUAGGCGUCUUCACAUAUGUAUUAUAAGCACUAUGAAUAACACCAUGCCAAGAAAAACAAAUAAGAGGGAAGAAAGGGUUCAACAAAUGAUUUAACAAGAUUGCACUUUGCUUUAGAUGGGCCAUAGCUUCUUUUCCUCCUUUUAGUUGAAGAAAAACAUCCUUCAUUUCAUACCUUUUAGUUAGUUGAAUGUCUAUUGGCACAAACUGGUGAAGUAGAUAUACUGGUAGGUUGUUAUAUUGAUCAAACCAUCUUCAAUAUCAACUUUCUGCCUUUCCUCUGGUCAAUGAAGUCUGCUGUAUGAGUCUUCAUCUACCGGCUGUCUGUUCUCCUUUAUACUGCAUCAUAGUUUACACAUAUUGACGACAACAUCGUUUGCCUUCAAUUGUUCUUAAAAUAACUAAACCUUUUAAACAGGAUAUGUAGAAGUUCUGAGUCUUCCUGUCUUUAGCUACGUAAUAUCAUAUGAAUGAUAACAUUUUAUUUUAGUUCAUUCUACUGUCAGAUAUCAAGUUUGUUAUCUAUGAGUCUUAACUUCCCUUCCUUGUGAAUCUUGCUUUUCUAAACGUUCUGUGAAGUCAUAUCGAUACUGUACCUUUAUGUAUUUACAACACAAGGAGAAGAAUAACACUAGAAUUAUUUCAUAUCCUAAGGCCACGUCUUGUCUGGUUCAUCCUGAAACCCUCAUCAAUUAUUUACACCCAACAUAUUAAACAAGAUAAUAGGUAAAUGACCCUGAAAUUAUUAUCUCUAAUCAUUCAUCUAAAUCACACACACACCAAUUUGAUAAGGCUUCAUUCACAGUUUGUUCCACACUAUGUCCGGUUGUAUUAGCUGGACCUCUGAAACUAAGAGGUGAGCUGGGUUGUUCAGGUUUGUAUUUUUCGAUAUUUAACUGAUAUGAUACUGCCGUCAGAUGUCUAUAGUUGUAAUAUAUUGGUGGUAAGAAUGUGUGUAUUUCUAAACAUGCGGCCGCAUGGCUUCAUUUAAGACGCUGACCUGCGUUUGUUUCUCUUGUCUUGCUGUAUCUUAAGCAUGAAGUAAUGCAAUGCUACUACUUUACCAUUAACGACAUGAAACAGACGACAUAUUUCAGAGGUCUCAUUUCAACUGCUGUGUUUAGUGGCUCGGUUAUAGUGACUUGCUCUGCUCCUACGUUCUGGCAGAGUAGUCAGACCAAUGGAAUUAAAACUAAAACAACUUCACUUUGACAGGAGGACCAAGUUGUGGUUACAUUGUGAGUGUACAGAGACCAUAGAGAUCCUAUAAAUGACUAUGUUUAGACUAAGAAUAUCAAAGGGGACAUUUGUGGCCAAGGAGUUGGGUGACAUUGUCAGGUGAUAUCAUUGACCGUACAUGCAGAAAAAAAUCUAUAGCUUGGUGGAACCAGCCUGAUCGUUGCGUUCACUAUGAAAGAGAAUGAUGAACCCGGCCUGAUCGUUGCGUUCACUAUGAAAGAGAAUGAUGAACCAGCCUGAUCGCUGCGUUCACUAUGAAAGAGAAUGAUGAACCAGCCUGAUCGUUGCGUUCACUAUGAAAGAGAAUGAUGAACCAGCCUGAUCGCUGCGUUCACUAUGAAAGAGAAUGAUGAACCAGCCUGAUCGCUGCGUUCACUAUGAAAGAGAAUGAUGAACCAGCCUGAUCGUUGCGUUCACUAUGAAAGAGAAUGAUGAACCAGCCUGAUCGCUGCGUUCACUAUGAAAUAGAAUGAUGAACCAGCCUGAUCGCUGCGUUCACUAUGAAAUAGAAUGAUGAACCAGCCUGAUCGCUGCGUCCACUAUGAAAUAGAACCAUGAAAGAGAAAUGAUGAACCAGCCUGAUCGCUGCGUUCACUAUGAAAGAGAAUGAUGAACCAGCCUGAUCGUUGCGUUCACUAUGAAAGAGAAUGAUGAACCAGCCUGAUCUCUGUGUUCACUAUGAAAUAGAACCAUGAAAGAGAAUGAUGAACCAGCCUGAUCGUUGCGUUCACUAUGAAAGAGAAUGAUGAACCAGCCUGAUCGUUGCGUUCACUAUGAAAGAGAAUGAUGAACCAGCCUGAUCGUUGCGUUCACUAUGAAAGAGAAUGAUGAACCAGCCUGAUCGUUGCGUUCACUAUGAAAUAGAAUGAUGAACCAGCCUGAUCGCUGCGUCCACUAUGAAAGAGAAUGAUGAACCAGCCUGAUCGUUGCGUUCACUAUGAAAGAGAAUGAUGAACCAGCCUGAUCGUUACGUCCACUAUGAAAGAGAAUGAUGAACCAGCCUGAUCGUUGCGUUCACUAUGAAAGAGAAUGAUGAACCAGCCUGAUCGCUGCGUUCACUAUGAAAUAGAACCAUGAAAGAGAAAUGAUGAACCAGCAAUCAGGCUGGUUCCACCAGGCUACAAGAUCAAAUGUCAGCAAUUUGAAUUGUAUCAAAUGGAUGCACAUCAAACUAGGUUUUACAUUCUAAAUGAAAAAGACUACUAUGCCAUAGAUACUACAGGUAGGUACAUAUGACUAGUGACUUCAUCAGUAUUGUUUGUGACCCUUGAACUCUUGUCUUUGAAGAAGUUUUAGAGAAACCUUUUUAGUGUAAACACUGUUACCCUGACACUUUCUACGGCACACAUUCAACAGAAUACAAAAGGCAGGGUAAUAUAGUACUGUGAUAUUUGAUGGACAUACUGUAUGAGGUGAAGGGGAUGAACAAAUAAGUAGACUUUUGUAGGACAUAUAUUUUUCCAGCAUAAUGACAUACUGUUGCUUUCAUACUGGCCACCCUACCUUAGCCUCUGCUGACCAAUAAGACUCAUGUGUUGAUUGAGAUCAACACCUGUUAACUAGUUGAAUCGUAAUCACUUUAGUACGAUUUGUCUUGUGUGCUUAAUGCCAAAUACUGUGCACGUUUUCGUGUGGAGAAGCAAAUCCUUCUUAUUUUUCCAAAAAAUAACUUGUUAAUGUACGAUUAUUGUGACCUGGUGCAUGCUUUGUGUUUUGGUUCUUGUUCUCGAGACCUGUGUGUGUGUUCAUGAUUUGUAGCAUUGUUGAAAAUAAAAACUCCCCAUCCUGAAGAA
This is a messenger RNA of Oncorhynchus mykiss (rainbow trout), 4475 nucleotides long. Lineage: Eukaryota; Metazoa; Chordata; Actinopteri; Salmoniformes; Salmonidae. The record is from RefSeq and is a predicted model, not a curated record.